This is a messenger RNA of Budorcas taxicolor (takin), 693 nucleotides long. RefSeq names its product cilia and flagella associated protein 95 (gene CFAP95). The transcript has 6 exons. The record is from RefSeq and is a predicted model, not a curated record. The coding region runs from base 1 to 693 and encodes 230 amino acids. Lineage: Eukaryota; Metazoa; Chordata; Mammalia; Artiodactyla; Bovidae. Gene Ontology annotation, cellular component: plasma membrane.
AUGGAUAGCUCUGACAGUUCCUGCCAGGAAUGGUGCAGCCAUGGACAAUACUUGUUGGAACUCGGACCCACGGACUUAAUGGAGCGCAAGGGCUCCCUAACCCUCCGCUCCCAUCACAAGAAAUACUCGAAGCCAGUAUUGGUGCAUUCCUGGCACCGUGACAGAGAAACUUAUCCCAAAGAUUAUGAUAUAGAGGGUCCUGAAGAAGUGAAAAAACUAUGUAAUUCAACAUAUCGUCGACUUGGAACCAGUGAACCCCUAACUUGGAUAUCAGAAACAUGUGAAAAAAUGGCACAAGUUUGUUUAAAUACAAAACUGGCCAAAAUAAAGAGUAAGGCUUUAUUGAAUGAGGAAACGAUGAACUCUGGAAUUAUUGAAAGGGACACUGGAUUGCCUGCCACAGGUUUUGGAGCUCUCUUUACUAGACACCCACCAGAUUGGCGCAAAAUGUGUACAUUGACAACAUAUGCUGAAGAAUAUGCUCCACCAUAUGAAUAUCAGCCACUUGGUGAUCCUUGUCAAGAUGAUGAUUAUUCAAUUGUCCACAGAAAAUGCCGUUCUCAGUUCACAGAUCUAGAUGGUUCCAAAAGAUUUGGCAUCAACACUUGGCAUGACGAGAGUGGGAUUUAUGCCAAUUCAUAUGUAAAACGAAAACUCUACCCAUUAACAGGUGGCCCUAUUGCUCCCUUUUGA